Molecule: messenger RNA, 1485 nt
Organism: Penicillium cataractarum
Lineage: Eukaryota; Fungi; Ascomycota; Eurotiomycetes; Eurotiales; Aspergillaceae
Exons: 1
Coding region: 1-1485 (494 amino acids)
Cellular component (GO): cytoplasm; nucleus
Molecular function (GO): protein binding
Source: RefSeq, a predicted model, not a curated record
AUGGACCGUCUCACUGCCGAUGAUCUCGAUGAUUCUUGCGACGACGACACUCCCAUAAUACGGGCAGCAGCCAAGUCCAACCCCGCGAUCUUAGAAGCCCUUCUCGCCCAUCACGCAAAGGCCAGCGCAGAAGAAAAUCUAUCCUAUCGGGAGCUCUCACGGCUAGAGCGCCUUGGCCCGGGCGCUACCAUAAGUGGAACAGCAUGCAAUAUCUUUCGGUCGCCUCUCAAAUCUGCUAUCCGCGCCCAUCUGCCACACAAUGCCCGUCUCCUUCUAGCUGCCGGGGCCAACCCUGAUGGCAUACAUCGGAUCUGUAUGUCAGACUAUUCCGUACGGUGGAUUCGCGGUCGUCAUUUUCGAGAUGAUGUGACGAGCUUUGCUUCGUGUAAGCCUCGUGAUAUAGUUCUUGCAAAUGCUCGACGAAAAGGUAUCAGUCACCAAUUAUGCCCGUUGACUCAGGCAGAGCUUGACGAGCGGAGUUAUGGGUUUCCCCGUUUUUGGACGGAACCGAAUGUACCCGGUCAACGAUUGCAGAUGGAGAAGGCUUUGACUGCGCUGGAAGUUGCAGCCCAGGUAGGUGACGUGGAGAGCCUUGAUAUGCUACGUGCAGCUGGAGCGGAUGAGACUGCCUGGGUAAAGGAGGUGUCACUGGACGAGAAGCAAUUUCAACUCGAUGAUGCAGAGUGGUCUGUUUCCUAUCUCUCGACAUCGUCGCCUGUUCAUGAGGCUAUUGCCGCAGGCCAGCAGUCUAUGCUUCGUCACUUGUUGUCGACUUGUGGGUAUUCGCCCAACUACCGCCCGUAUGCAGCGCCGACGGUCGCUCUCCCGCCAUUAUCUUACGCCAUCGCUCGUUGCAAUCCCAGCGACCCAGGUGUACAGAGAUGUAUAGUGGAUCUCCUGUCCCACCCCAAGCUGGAUGCAAACCUGCGUACACCAAUAUUCAACGUCCACGCCCUUCAUUUUGCAACUGCAUACCACGAUCCGGGUAUCCUUUUAUGGCUCGCAACUCGUGUUCCAGGUGGGUACAACGCUGCGGGAACCACUGCUCUAGGACAUACGCUACUUCAUAUAGCUUGCCUCCCUCUCACGGCGACUCAAACCGUGGCUCGCAAUCCGCACGUUGCCAAGAGCAUACACUGUGCACGCACCCUAGAUUCGAAAUGGAAACCCCAUCGUCUACCGAGUCCUCUACAUAUCGAAUUUUCCACUGCAGAGGCGAUAGGCUUGGGGUACAAGUUAACGCCCAUGACCGUGGUUGAACAGUUGGCACAACAGGCUAAAAUCAGGAUUUUGGUUGAUUGGGCCGGUGUUGAUGUUCGAGCAAAGGAUGUAGAGGGUAACACAGCUCUGCAUUACUUGGCCGGGACUUUGAACAUGAGCGAGGACACAGUUGAAAUGGUUCGGCAGAUAGAAGGGGGCGAGGAAGUCUGGGAGAAAUCGGAAAACUGCUAUGGAGUUACUCCAAAGAUGAUGUGGGGUGAGUAA